AUAAAAGAAAGAAGAGGAAGUACAUCCUCAGCGUUCUGGACUCUGACGAUGGAAGAGGGCUGACUCAAAAUUAUCCAAGUGGAGUCACCCUGUCUUACAAUGGGGGAGCCACAGAGAACGAGGUUGCGGUACGAAAGCGCCUCAACAUUUAUCUUAAAACCGAAGAAUCGAUUGGAAUGUUCGUCGCCUCCUCCCCGCCCGACGUCUCCUGCUGUUACUAACAUUGCUACCCGCAGAGUAUCGACUGUACAACAGCCGCAGUCGACUGCUACGUACGAAGAGUUCCACCCUGCAAGCGGUAACCAGCCCACAUCGGGACUGACACAAACGCUGUCCGGACCCAAUGUUGUCCACGGGAGUAGCUCUAGUGAGCAAAUCAACAUCAAUAUCAACGAUAAAGGCAGAUCACGGAAACGCUACAAGGACGGUGACCGAAGGCCACGACGGAGAUCAUCCAACUCGAGGAAAGCGACCAGAAAUCGUGAUGCCGAAGACAACAAUGGCAGCCAGUUGACGUCGACUACUACUGACGAGCAAAAAACCGAGUCUGACAGAGUGAUAUUCAAACGAGGCAAUAUUGUCAUAACGAGGGAAAAGAAGAAACCUCCACCAUCACCCCCACCACCUCCACCACCACCUCCACCUCCUCCUGCUCCAACGGGUUUUACGGGUUUCCUUGCAGCUAUUUUGGCGGCAUUACCGAAGCAGCAGCCACCACCCCCGCCUCCGCCGCCGCCACCUAUUAUCAUCAGGUUACCACCGUACCCUGUACCACCACCACCACCACCUCCUCCUCCUCCUGCUGUCCUAAACCUCUCGUCCUCUUCGUCGUCAUCUGAAGGAGAAACUCAGCUGCAACCUCAGUAUGAAGUGCGCCCUCUCGACCCCAAACAGAUCGGGUCUCUGUGCAGACAAGUAGACUUGAGGUCAAUGGUGCAGCAAGAGAUGGAUACACAAAGCGUGCAAAGGUCGUCAAUGGAAAAACGGCUCGAGAGAAGAGUGAAGAGGCGUUUGAGGAUGGCAAUGCUGGCAGACGAUGCUGAGGAAGAAGAGGAAGACGUAAUAUAGAUCUGGAAAUAAACGCACACGAUUAUAACACGUUU
Messenger RNA from Ornithodoros turicata, 1103 nucleotides. Its product is annotated as actin-binding protein WASF2-like. The record is from RefSeq and is a predicted model, not a curated record. Lineage: Eukaryota; Metazoa; Arthropoda; Arachnida; Ixodida; Argasidae. The transcript is spliced from 2 exons. The coding region runs from base 100 to 1068 and encodes 322 amino acids.